CCGCCGCCGCGCCCAGGCCGGGCCGAGCCGAGCUGGGUCGGGCCCGGGCCAUGCUGCUCACCGUGUACUGUGUGCGGAGGGACCUCUCCGAGGUGACCUUUUCCCUCCAGGUCGACGCCGACUUUGAGCUGCACAACUUCCGCGCGCUGUGCGAGCUCGAGUCCGGCAUCCCCGCCGCCGAGAGCCAGAUUGUCUAUGCUGAAAGGCCUCUUACAGACAACCACAGGUCACUGGCUUCUUAUGGCUUGAAGGAUGGGGACGUUGUGAUUUUACGACAGAAGGAAAGCACAGACCCUCGACCUCCGGUGCAGUUCCCAAACUUGCCCCGGAUCGACUUCAGUAGCAUAGCUGUGCCUGGCACAUCGAGCUCCCGGCAGCGCCAGCCAGCUGCCGUGAAGCCGUCCCACCUGUCUCCUGGGGAAACAUCCUCAUCACCUCAGGGCCUGGACAACCCAGCCUUGCUCCGAGACAUGUUGCUGGCCAACCCGCAUGAGCUGUCGUUGCUGAAGGAGCGCAAUCCACCCCUGGCAGAAGCUCUGCUCAGUGGAGAUCUCGACAGAUUUUCCAGAGUCCUGGUGGAGCAGCAACAGGACCGAGCUCGGAGAGAGCAGGAAAGGAUUCGUCUGUUUUCUGCUGACCCUUUUGAUCUUGAGGCUCAGGCCAAGAUAGAAGAAGAUAUAAGGCAACAGAACAUUGAGGAAAACAUGACGAUAGCUAUGGAAGAAGCUCCGGAAAGUUUUGGCCAAGUAGUUAUGCUUUACAUUAACUGCAAAGUGAAUGGACAUCCUGUGAAGGCCUUUGUUGACUCAGGUGCCCAGAUGACUAUUAUGAGCCAAGCUUGUGCAGAAAGAUGUAAUAUCAUGAGAUUGGUGGACCGUCGGUGGGCAGGGAUUGCCAAAGGAGUGGGGACUCAGAAGAUUAUUGGAAGGGUGCAUCUUGCUCAGGUGCAGAUAGAAGGAGAUUUCCUUGCGUGUUCCUUCUCUAUCCUUGAGGAGCAGCCCAUGGACAUGCUCUUGGGACUGGACAUGCUUAAACGGCAUCAGUGUUCCAUUGAUCUCAAGAAAAAUGUCCUGGUGAUUGGCACCACUGGCUCACAAACCACCUUCCUUCCAGAAGCAGAGCUACCAGAGUGUGCUCGGUUGGCGUAUGGGGCUGUACGGCCAGAGGAGAUUGCAGACCAAGAAUUAGCAGAAGCCAUUAGAAAAUCAGCAGAGGAUGCAGGUAAUAGGAGUGACUGGAGUCUGACUGUUGCUCAUGAACCAAGGAAGCACUUCAGAGGGGUCUCACCAUCCAGGCGUAGACUAUUAACAUUUGUCUUACUGCUUCCUCCUGCUUCUUCCUUCAGUGAGCAGGUGCAGUGUUUCCGCAGGUCAGGAGCAUCUUGCUGUGUGCAGCAGCACUGCAGUUACUUGGUUGGAUUGUUUGGUUGGCUUCCUUUUUUUCCCUAAUGGGAGUUGUAAUACUGAACCCGCACUUUUAUUUUCAGCCGUGUUCCCCUAAAAAAUUUUUCCUUUUCAUAUGCCCAUUUAUUUUGGAGAACAGCAUUGUCCCUGUGAUGACAACACAGCCCUGACUUUUUAAAUAUUUUCUGAAAAUGCUGCCACCGAAGGACAGAACUCACCAAAGGUGGGCAGCGUGACUGGCCUUUGGUCAGAGUGCACGGUUUCAUGUCCUUCUUGGUCACAAUGUGUGCUUGAGCCCUACCGAAGCUAGGUAUCAACUACUAAAGUAAAGCUACCUUAUCUUUUUUUCCUGUGGAUAAAAGGUGCAUGGUUGUAGCCUGUUCUAAGAUGGAGCCAAGUUUUCUGGGUGAUGUAAGGCAGUGCAGUCUGUGUUUAACAGUCCCCAUCUGUUACACAACAGUGACUCUAGGAUGUGUUAACUUUUUGUGUUUU
Ochotona curzoniae (black-lipped pika) is the source of this 1895-nucleotide messenger RNA. It is a transcript of the gene DDI2, whose product is annotated as DNA damage inducible 1 homolog 2. The transcript has 8 exons. Gene Ontology annotation, biological process: proteolysis. The record is from RefSeq and is a predicted model, not a curated record. NCBI's taxonomy places the organism in Eukaryota, Metazoa, Chordata, Mammalia, Lagomorpha, Ochotonidae. The coding region runs from base 51 to 1448 and encodes 465 amino acids. Gene Ontology annotation, molecular function: aspartic-type endopeptidase activity; protein binding.